Seminavis robusta is the source of this 1221-nucleotide messenger RNA. The record is from the annotation of a GenBank genome assembly. NCBI's taxonomy places the organism in Eukaryota, Bacillariophyta, Bacillariophyceae, Naviculales, Naviculaceae.
AUGGUAUCCCCUUCUUCCUCUUACGCUACCUUCCUUCUCCUGCUCUUCGCUAAUGCUGCAGUGGGCGAGGAAGAGCUCUGCAUAUCUGAUUCCAAAACGUUCACAGUAAAGGUGGAUCUUCACGCGUCCGAAAGAGGCUACUAUUACUUUGAAGAAUGUGGGAAGCAGGUGAAUCCAACCAUUGGGAUGGAAUUUGGAGAGACCUAUACGUUCAUCCAAGAAGACAAGUCCAACUUUUGGCAUCCCCUGAGCUUUGCCUACUUCCCUGACGCCCAUCAUGUGGGUGGUGACAUGCUCCAGCCUCAUGUCAUGGGACAAUCACUGACGGGUGCCAAUGCCGUGGUGAGCCGCUCUACCGAAGACGACUGCUCCAGGAAUAUGACCUGCCCCGCACCCAUGUAUAUGCUCAACGAUGGCUACCUCGGAGCCUACUCGAAUAUUCCCGAGAUUGAAGAAGUCACCGUGAAUAAGGACGACAAUGGAUUGAAAACCUACGAGAACUUGUUCUUCAAGGGCAUGUCGACCUGGAAGGGAUACGGCACCUUCUCGGUCAAGCUGCGGUUCGAUGAUGAACAGUACGUCCACCAUGACCUCUUUUACUACUGCCAUUUCCACCAGUUCAUGGCUGGACGCAUCAAGCUACUCAAGGAUAGAGUCCCCAUCAACGAGCUAGAGGAACCACCGUUGUACUAUGAGCGGGAAAGUCCCGGUGAAUUUGAUGAAAUGUGUGGAACCUAUGGACUGGAUGCGUUCCAAUUGCCACAUCCGCAAUGUCCUAGAACAUUUGUCUGUGAUCCUGACGACAGUAUGAAAGACUUUGCUUCCUGCAUCGAUGCCAUGGAUUGCCACAUGGUUUACGGCAUGACCACCAAGGUAUCCAGCGGCACGGAACUGGCGUUGUUCUUGCAUCAAAUGAUUCCACAUCAUCAAAAUGCCGUCAACAUGGCCAAGGCACUUUUGAAAGCUGGAUUUUUGCCCUGUGAAGACUUGACCAAUGAAGAAGAUCCCUACUGUGUCAUGCAGGGGCUCCUCUAUGGAAUUGUCAAUCGGCAAAAUUUUGAAAUUGGCAUCAUGAGCAACGUUUUGGCGGCCAUGAAUCUACCACGAAUGGAUGAUUGCGAAGUCGAGGUGGGAGACCCCGAGGGGCAAUCCAGGGCACUCCGGAGCAUGGCAACGACGGCGGCGGGGGCCAUCUUUGGAGCUGCCAUGCAGGCAUUCUAG